CUUGACCUCACCAAACCCAUUGAAGAUCAGGGCCCAUUGGAUGUGAUCAUACAUAAACUGACAGAUGUCAUCCUUGAAGCAGACCAGAAUGACAGCCAGUCACUGGAGUUGGUUCACAGGUUCCAGGAGUAUAUUGAUGCUCAUCCAGAAACCAUUAUCCUGGACCCUCUUCCGGCUAUUCGUACACUUCUGGACCGAUCCAAGUCUUAUGAGCUGAUUCGGCAAAUAGAGGCAUACAUGCAAGAUGAGAGGAUCUGUUCACCACCCUUUAUGGAGCUGACAAGUGCCUGUGGAGAAGAUACCUUGCAGCUUAUAGAGAAGAAUGGACUGGCAUUCCCAUUCAUUUGUAAAACCAGAGUGGCCCAUGGAACCAACUCUCACGAGAUGGCGAUCAUCUUCAACCAGGAGGGCCUGAAAGCUGUCCGCCCUCCUUGCGUCAUUCAGAGCUUCAUCAAUCACAAUGCCGUGCUGUAUAAAGUCUUCGUGGUUGGGGAAUCCUACACAGUGGUGAAAAGACCAUCUUUAAAGAACUUCUCUGCGGGAAUCUCAGACAGAGAAUCAAUAUUUUUCAACAGCCACAAUGUUUCAAAGCCGGAAUCCUCAUCUGUCUUGACAGCACUGGAUAAAAUCGAAGGAGUAUUUGAGCGGCCAAAUGACGACGUCAUCCGGGAAAUCUCUAAGGCGCUGCGGCAAGCUCUGGGAGUUUCCCUCUUUGGAAUUGAUAUCAUCAUUAACAAUCAGACUGGGCAGCAUGCAGUCAUUGAUAUAAAUGCAUUCCCAGGUUAUGAGGGUGUUUCCGAAUUCUUCACAGAUCUCCUGAACCACAUAGCUGCUGUCCUGCAGGGUCAGGCACCUGAGGUGACCCAGCUAAACCGCAGCAAGCUCCUGUCAGAGCAGACCAGCGGGAUCAUGGACGAGCGGAUAUGCUGCACUAGCACAGGCUGUCUCAGCGUCAUGGGAAAAGACUCCUCCUGGAUUGUGGAGAGCGAGACCAACAGCUCAGUAAAACUGCAACACCAGAGACUAGGCUGCAACUCAGCAGUGUCCCCCAGCUUCCAGCAGCACUGCGUCGCUACGUUGGCAACAAAAGCUUCUUCUCAAUAACUUGCCAAUGCCAUGGACUGAGAAAAAGCCACAGGGAUACAAAUUAUGGUCCCAGAACCAGAUCAGGCUGUAACAAUACAAUUACAAAAAAUGAAAAACAAAAAA
Antrostomus carolinensis (chuck-will's-widow) is the source of this 1209-nucleotide messenger RNA. RefSeq names its product inositol-tetrakisphosphate 1-kinase (gene ITPK1). Gene Ontology annotation, cellular component: cytoplasm. Gene Ontology annotation, biological process: inositol trisphosphate metabolic process. The annotation marks the transcript as partial. The record is from RefSeq and is a predicted model, not a curated record. Lineage: Eukaryota; Metazoa; Chordata; Aves; Caprimulgiformes; Caprimulgidae. Gene Ontology annotation, molecular function: ATP binding; inositol-1,3,4-trisphosphate 5-kinase activity; inositol-1,3,4-trisphosphate 6-kinase activity. The transcript is spliced from 8 exons.